AUGCUCACCCCUAACUUUAAGAUCGAUCGCGAGUUUCGUGGUCACGUUGAGGAUGUACGCUCAAUCGCCUCUCAGUCAGGAAGUUCAAGUUACUUCGCCACUGCUAGCAGAGACAAAACAAUACGAAUAUGGAACCUAGAUCAUGAUGAAACUUCGCUCCCAGAGCAGAAAGUUUUCAAUGGGCAUGACUCCUUCGUUACUUGCGUACACUGGGUUCCUGAAGGUUUUCUGGACUUUAAGGAAGAAAUUCUUCUUUCGGGUAGCAGGGACCGGCGUGUUCUAGUCUGGAGUAUUCCAAGGGGAUUAGUUUUGAAAGAAUUAAAUGGACAUGCGAUGGAUAUUACUGCAGUUAUUGUCCUAAAAAAUGGAGACAUAGUUACUGCCAGUCAAGACUCUCAUAUUUGUGUUUGGAGGAAGUUCAAGUUGCUCAAGACUCUUUCUGGUCACAUUAGUUCGGUACUUUCUUUGGCGGCAUUAACAGAUUCUGAAUUUCUUUCAGGUGGAGCGGAUGGAACUAUCCGUCACUGGUGUAGUGACCAUAGUUGUUCAAAUAUACUUCAAGCUCACAGUGAUUCAGUUCGUAGCUUAUGUUAUAUUCCAAAUCUUGGAAUUUUGUCCGCAUCCCAUGAUAAUACGGCGAAGCUUUGGUCUACUCAAUAUAGACUUGAGCGCACUUUUCUUGGCCAUACAUCUCUUAUAUAUUCCAUUCAUUUCUUUCAUAACAGUGAAAAAAAUUGUUUUGUAGUUACUUCAAGCGAGGACAGAAGUUGCAAAAUUUGGAACAUACAUGGAGAAUGUAUACAGACCAUUGUACAUCCAGGAUGUGUUUGGUCAAUCUUAAUGAAAGGUACAAGCUUACUAACAGCUUGCUCUGAUGGCGUAGUAAGGAAGUUUAUCUUGAAUGAAUCUUUACAUGGUCCACGUACAAUAGAAGUUUUCACGAGGCUUGAAGAAAAAGAGAAUUCUCAAAUAAAAAUGAAUCUUGCAGUUAGGGACUCUAAAGUCCUUAGUGAACCUGGAUCUUUUGAAGGACAAGUUCAAGUUUGCACCGAUGAAAGUGGUAAAUCAAAAGCGUACAUUUGGAAAAUAGCUUCUCAGCAAUGGGAGUUAUUGGGCAAGGUCAUCACAGAAUCUCCCAAAAAUGUUAGAAAUCUCGAAAGAACUGAUUAUGUCUUUGACAUUGAUGUCCAAGACGGCGUGCCCCCGUUGAAAUUAACUUUUCGUAGCGGUCAAGACCCAGCUAGUGUUGCGGAAGAAUGGCUCCAGACUAAUAUGUUGCCAUUCUCAUAUAAGGAGAAAAUUAUCGAAUUUUUACUUCAAAAUGUUCAGGAAAAAGAUAUUUCUUUUGGGAAGAAAGAAAGUGAGAUUUUGCAACCUUUACAAAAGACAGCAGCCUACAUACCGACACUUUCACACGUGUACUUUGAUAAGAUCAAUUUCGAAGGAAUUUUAGCUAAGCUUACAGAAUUUGGAUUGAAUGAAGAAAAAAAAGGUAUCUUGAAGGGAUCCAGUAUAUGGAGUUCAGAUGUGGAAAAUAAAGAGAAUGCACAAGUCCAUGCAGUAAUCACAGAGUUAUUAUCGAUGAGGGUUGAAUAUUUGUUCCCAACUUUUGAUCUUAUUCGGAAAGCAAUAUUAUUUCCAGAGUAUGUAACUGAAAUAAUGAAAUAUGAUAUAGAACUUGAAGGAGCUUUUUUGCGUGCCAUCAAUCAUCCGGCAACAACACAAAAUGUACUCACUGCUAUUCGGUUCGCGAAUAACUGCUUUAGAACUGAGGAACUGCUUGAAAAAAUAAUUUUCUCGCACGUGAAGCGGAUCUUUUCAUGUCUUGCUUCAGUAGCUGAUCAGCCAAUGAAACCCGCUCUGUGUAUAUCAAUUUGUACCUUUAUUAUGAACUUCUCAAUCAGUAUACUGCAUGGAAAAAUAGAUAAAAAAGAGAACUGGAGCGAAAUCUACAUCUUAUUUCUCGGGGUUAUGCUGCAACUCCUUAGAAACACUUCAGCCGAGGAUGACGGCAGUAAAAUGAGACUAAUCAUAGCUCUUGGUAAUUUCGUAUAUGAUUCAAGUGUUAGAAGGAAGUUAGUGAGCUUGGAAAUACAGGAAUAUGUUAUAAAAUAUAAGGAACAGACGAGUGGAUUGGAACUUCAAGGUGCUGCAGAAGAGACGUUGAAUGAAAUUUCGAAAGUGUAA
Bathycoccus prasinos is the source of this 2187-nucleotide messenger RNA. RefSeq lists its product with no specific name. Gene Ontology annotation, biological process: proteasome-mediated ubiquitin-dependent protein catabolic process; ubiquitin recycling. The record is from RefSeq and is a predicted model, not a curated record. Gene Ontology annotation, cellular component: cytoplasm; nucleus. Gene Ontology annotation, molecular function: ubiquitin binding. NCBI's taxonomy places the organism in Eukaryota, Viridiplantae, Chlorophyta, Mamiellophyceae, Mamiellales, Bathycoccaceae. The coding region runs from base 1 to 2187 and encodes 728 amino acids. The transcript has 2 exons.